This is a messenger RNA of Arctia plantaginis, 3960 nucleotides long. NCBI's taxonomy places the organism in Eukaryota, Metazoa, Arthropoda, Insecta, Lepidoptera, Erebidae. The record is from the annotation of a GenBank genome assembly.
AUGUCGCAGGUCACAGCCUUGGCUGUGCUCAGCAUAGCAUUAGCGAAAAAUUCGACGGCAAAAACGAAACCGAAACGACAGUUAGACAACAUAAGAUCGCCACAAAAUUUACAGUAUUCUCUUGUAUUGCCACACUCAAGAGUACAAAAUUUUAGAGCACUGACAAAUAAUCGUAGAAUUUCACAUGGGCCGACAAAAGGAAGGUUACCACCCUAUGCUGUCCAAAUGGAGCCGGUAGUUCAAUAUUCGCAGAAGGAUCCUCUAUACGACCCGACACAAAGUAACAUAGAUGAUCGUGUUGUUAACAAAAAUGAAAUAUACGCGCAAUCAAAAAUUUUAAACGUUCAAGAUGAUUCUAUCGAGGGUUAUGGUCCUCCAUAUGGAACUUUACCAACGGCUCCUUUGUACAGUCAUGAACCUCAUCCUCAUUACUACGAAGCUCCAGAACCAAUUAUUGAAAUAAUUAUUAAGGAAUCGAAUGAAACACUGCCCGCACCUCCACCCCCACCAGUUCAGAAAAAAAAGAAAGAACCUGUUCAUGUGUUCUACGUAAAGUAUAGCAAGGAUCCACAUUCAAAAGAUAAAGUUAUUUAUGAGAAGCCAAUCCCUGCUAUUACUCCACCAACGAAUGAGGAAGAUGAGCGUGAACACGAACAUGGAUACGUCACUGUGACACCUGAACCAUAUGUGCCACGUGAAACGACUACAUUAAGAGCUAUUAUUAAACCCGAAUCCGAAGUAUAUCAUAGUGACAGUAGCGUAAAAAUUUCAUUUGGUAGUGAAAGUCAUCAUUAUGGUGACCGACGGGAUGAACACCAUUCAGAAGAUCACGAAGAAACAGCGCCAAAACCUGCCAUUGCGCAUCCUAAUCAACCUUUGGAAUCAACUCAUCCUGCCUAUCCACAGUUAGAGCGUUCUGUAUCACCUAAACCUUUGCAAAACUUUGAUUCUAAUCCUAGAGCAAUUUUGAGUCAUCCACAUCAUCAACUUUCUCAACCUCAUUCACAAUCUUCUCAUGUUUAUCGAUCUGGACCUCUGCAGGCUCAAAGUCGAAUUCAAUUUCAAGCCCCACAAGGAUCCAACGAGCAGCAAUUACCUAGACAAGGUCCUACUGUAACAACUUUUAGGCAAUCACAACCUUCGUCUUCCCGUAUUCCAUUUGCACCGGCUCCGUCCUUCAACCCUCCUUUUUCGAACGGUCCUGUAGGCCCACUUACACAUUUUAAUGGACCAACUCCCCAAAGUCCAAUUGGUUCACCAUUCCCUACCGCAUUCCCCCGAACAAAUAAUGGACCAACUUUUCAUUCUCGUAACAAUCCACCUAACUUUGCCCCAAGACAACAGUUUAAUGGACCGCCAAGAGUCAGUUUCCACUCGGGACCUCAAAGACCUUUCUCGGCUCAAACGAAACCAUACUUCGAUGAUCCGAAAUACUUACAAGAAAACUACCACACAAUAACAACUGAACAAGUUGACCCACCAAAACAUCAACACUUACCAAGUAGGCCUCUCCAUAAUUUCAAUCAUCUUUCUCAACCCAACCCUAGUGCAAGCACGGUUCAGUUCCAAGACCAUCGUCGUCCAUCCCCAAUACUUCCUCAAAACCAACAACUUCCUCAACACAGACCACAUCAACAGUUUGUCGAAACAGCUCCUAGCAAACCAUCAUUAGUAAUUAACCCAAGUCCAAGCACUUCUCCUUUCUUUAAUCUUAAACCUUCUCCUCCACUAGUAGAAGAUAACCGUUUACCUUUCCAACAGCAUCCUUUGCAGCAACAACAACAGCAACAAUUUAGUUUCCAUCAAGGACCACAAGUCCUGCAACCAAGACCCACACAACAAGCUUCUUUACCACCACAGCAUUCGUUCCCAGGACCUCUUUCAGCUUCACCCUCACCCAUUCCUCAUAACCAAUUUGUUCCGCAAUCCUCUUCUGCCUCUCUUUUUAACUUCCAUCCUCAACCGUCACCAACCCCGGAAGUAUUUCAACAUCAAAACCCUUCGGAAAGACCACAGUACCAGCAGCAUGGGCUAUCUGAAAGACCAUUCAGUCAACAUCAACAAAAUAUUGGCUCAUUAGUACCAAAUGGCGGUGAGCUGGUUGCUUCUGUGCCUAAAUAUGAGCAACAUAUAACGGUUAAUGGUCCCACAGUUCAGCCAUUCAGAGGCUUAGGAGAUCCUAGUCCUAGUCAACCCUCACCAACUCCUAGUCAGCAGGAACAGAUAUAUCAACAUCAAUACCAACAAGAACAACAAAAACAACAACAGCAACAGAGACAGCAGCAGCAACAACAACAUCAACAGCAGCACCAGCAACAGCAGCAGCAGCAACAGCAACAUCAGCAACGUCAGCAACAGCAGCAACAGCAGCAGCAGCAACAGCAGCAGCAGCAACAACAGCAGCAGCAACAGCAACAACGCCAGCAACAACUACAUCAGCAGCAACUACAAGAACAGCAACAACAGCAAUUGCUACAACAACAACAGCAACAAAAUCAGCAAUUACAGCAACAGCAGCAAUAUCAGGAUGAACAAAGGCAAGUUAGGUUACAGUUAGCGCAAAAUGUACAAAAACAGCAAGAAGAAAUUCAACGCCUUCAAGCACAGUUAUUGAUUACUCAACAGCAACAACAAAAACAACAAGAACAUCUGCAGAACAAUUACCAACAGCAAGUUGAGUCUACUUCCCCAAGAUCACAAUACAUUCAAGAAAGAUCCCGACCACACCCGACUUUUCCUACUAGCACCGCUUCCCCCCCAUAUUAUCAGUCGUCUAGAACAGUUGAAAUUAAACCGACUACCCAAAAGUAUGCAAGUUCUACACCAAAUUCAGUGAGUUCGACAUCGGCACCAAGAACAGAAGAAAAAAAGCAAAAGAAACCUGCAUUUGAACUUCCUGAUGAAGUCCCUGAUGACCUUCGUGAACAGUUACUGUCAUCUGGUAUUUUAGAUAACGCCGAUAUUAGUGUAUUAGACUAUGAUAAAGUAGGAGAGACGCCUUUAGAAUCUUUGCCCCCUGACCAGUUGGCUAACUUCUUUAGCGCUGGUGGUGGACACCAAAUUGCUUCGACUGAAAAUAGGCCCGUAUAUGUGAAACCCAAUGGUGAUCAGAUCGAAUCUCGAAUCGAUGAAGAUGUCGAUGACGACCAGGAAUUUGCUGCAUCUGAAAAUGUACCCAGUUUUGUUGCUCCUCCAUCAAAAGACCAAGCUGUUGAAAUGAAAGUUGUACAUUUCGAUCCUGCAACUCUUGAGGGACAGAACGUAGCUAAAGAAUAUAUUCAAGAAAACGCAACUCAAAUUGAUCCAGUAGCAUUAAACGAUAAGAAGUAUAACAGAUAUUUGCCUUUAAAAGUUAGCGGAAACCAGUUCCCUCUUCCAGAUAUCCUUAAAGGGAGAAAGAUUACUUCAGUUGUUGUAUUAGCUCCAGUUGAAACAGAGGCUUUGUCAAGUCAUUCAAGGUCUGAGCGAGCGACAGACAAGGAUAAUUUGAAAGGCAUUAGGUUUAUAGCUGGUGAGAGCUUACAUGAAUUACUGAAGCGUCCGACUAAGGAUAAUUUUGAAAAAUGGCUGGACGUUGAAAAGAAAACUGAAACAGACUUGCAAUCAGUUGUCUUACUUGUAACUGGAGAUGGCGAUGCUACUGGUGAAAAAGAAAUCUUCAUGUAUGACAUCGCAUCAGGCAACGUAAACAAAAUCAGUGGCGAUCUUUCGAACGCUUUUGUUGAAGCUGCGGAGAACAAUUCCCUUAGUAAAGAUUUUGACUCACUGGCUAUUGAGGGAGAAGGUAUUCCAGAAAAUUUUGACAAAGAUUCUAAAGAUGUGGCAGCGGAAGGAUCUGAAAAUGUGCCAUUAUUUGUAGACCUAUCAGGUUUAAGUUUAGAUCAGAAAAAUGUAAACCAGGUGUCGAUAUCCUCAAGUUAUAGUAAAACAAAACUCGGCAGAUCGUUUAGGCGACAUUGA